This is a messenger RNA of Syzygium oleosum, 980 nucleotides long. RefSeq lists its product as uncharacterized. Gene Ontology annotation, molecular function: protein binding. The coding region runs from base 1 to 804 and encodes 267 amino acids. Lineage: Eukaryota; Viridiplantae; Streptophyta; Magnoliopsida; Myrtales; Myrtaceae. The transcript is spliced from 2 exons. The record is from RefSeq and is a predicted model, not a curated record.
AUGGGUGCUAGAGUGGUAGAAAACUCGGGAGUCGAUGUUGGAGUUGCAGUGGACCCCAGAGCUGAUGUUAGACUUGCGGAAGAUCCACAGACGGAACAGAAUUUCACUGCAAGAGAGAGUGACUGGGGCUUCGAAUCCUUCAUUCCAUUGAGUGAAGUCCGUGACAGCAAUAACGGGUAUCUAGUUAACAACACUUUGACGGUUGAGGCUGAGAUUUUGGUCCCCCAACCGCUGGUUGAAAAUACUCAGUUGGCUGAACCUCCUGCAAAAGUUCCUCAGGCAACACCAACAGAUACGUUCGACACAUAUUUCACAAUUCUUGAGGAAAUUAUUAACGCUGCUCAGAGUUCGCCCGCCAGAGGAGGGUCGAACGCGAGCAAUCAAAAAGGUGCUCUUUUGACAUCUGAGGCUCCAACCAUGGAAGAAGUAGAGAGGGCUAAGCUGUCUUUGAAGGAGUGCCUUUCUGAUAUCUUCAAGCUAAACGUAAAAGACAGAUUGGCUGAAGCAAUGUCGACGUUAAGCAUAGCCAAAAGCGGGUUAUCACAGGACCAACAGAAGUCAAUCACGGCCUUUUGGACCAACUUUGAUGAGUUCACUUCCGACUUUUUGACCUUCGAGCAGGACAAUGCCGAAUUCGAGCUGCAGAAAUUGCUGAAGGAUCAAAUGUUUGCGACAAUGAAGAAGAAUCACGAGACUCACAUCUUGUAUAAGCAGUUGUUGGGUGACCUGACCAAAGAGGAGGAAGAGUUCAAUAAAAAACUCGAGGAAGUGAAGUCUAGGAGAGAAAAGCUCAUUUCGGACUGAGAGAUUUUGAUGGUCGAGUCGGAAGAAGCGAAAUCUGGGUACAAGGAUCAAGAGAAGCAAGUAGUGCAGGCAGAGGAAAAGAAGAGAGUAGCUGAGGAAAGAAUGUCUAGAUCGACCACUGCUUGGUCAAAUCUGAAGACGCAAUUUUGUUGAAGCCUUUCGGCUUGGAUCAGAAC